Lachancea sp. 'fantastica' is the source of this 3738-nucleotide messenger RNA. Lineage: Eukaryota; Fungi; Ascomycota; Saccharomycetes; Saccharomycetales; Saccharomycetaceae. The record is from the annotation of a GenBank genome assembly.
AUGGUUGCACAGCAAAUUGAGGCCUUAAAUGUGUUGAUUAAGCUUCCACAUCAGAAGGACGAAGUCCGGUUGAAAUUGGUGAAAUCCUCAACAGCGCAGAUAUUGAACGAUGCGCUGCAGUUCUCGUCCUCCAAAUGUCUGACAAACCUGGAUUUCUACUUCAAUGGGAAGAAACUCACAGGUGAAGAACGUCUUCUGGAUUUGGCCGCAGAAGACAACUCACUCAAAUUGGAUGUCAAAUACAAAGCUUACACUACAAGAGACGCAUUGAGACACAUUGUGGCCGUUCGUGACACCAUCGGGUUUGCUACGGAGACCCAAGAUGGAAUGUCGGAUUUUGCAGUAUCAACCGGUAACCAGUUUUGCGAUAUGCCACUUGAACCCGUGCAAAACGCGGCCAGUUCGAAAACUCAGUCUACAACGGACUCAUCGUCGUCUAAAGAUGGCCAAACCGAGUCUGCGGCGUUCGAUCUUUCGCCAGAAGAAGCACAAAAGUUCCAGCAAACUGUGAAAGAGGUCUUGUCCCAUUCCAAGUCCAUGAGGGAAAUCAUGACGACCAGAUCAUCGAUCGUAUCGCCUUGCGUUCGCUCUUUACAACUUUCCAGCUACAAUCCGGUUCCUGCAUUUUUCAAGUCCAAGGGACACUUGUUAUAUCUACAAAUCGCGACUUUGGAAGGUGAGUCUUUUCAUGUGACUGCCACCACCGGCGGGUUUUACGUCAGUAAGUCUUCGGCCAAUAAGUUCGAUCCGGCUGCCAGAGACGAAAACUCGAAGCUCUUUGUCUCGUUGAUAGAUGUCCUCUCUUCGCACUCGAAAAACUUUGGCGAACAUCUUAAACGCUUAGGCAAAAGAGUUAGCGCGGUGGACUCUGUUUGUCACGCCAGACCUUCCACUACUUUCUUGUGCAAGCCCUGGAUGGUCUCAACUUCGCCCAACUCUACGGGCGACUAUUCUCGCUUUCAAUUGAACGAAAGCGAUCUCAACACUGAGAGAAACUUCAACGAUGAAUUCCAAGCCAUCAAGGACAUGACUUCUGGUGACUUCCAGUCAAUCAUUGAUAGUGAGAAAUUGACGGCCAAGGUGUACCAUGAAUUCACCGAAACAGCUGUCAAAGACGCCAUGUCUAUCUGCAGUCACGAUCUUGUGCCUAUGAACCCCGAGGCACCUACUCAAGAGCAAAUUUUCUUAAAGAACAACAUUUUUUACUCGUACGUGGCAGAUGUCAAUGGCAGCUACACGUCGAUUGGUGGAGACGCUGCCGCUUUCGCAGCUUCCAACCAAGACCUACAAACUGUUAAGCUUUUGCAGCGUGUGUCCCUUUCAGAAGUCCACUACUUGCUAUGUGCCGUUGUAGAUUUUGGUGGACGCAGAGUCUUGGCCCAAACACCCGUCCCAGGUCUUUUGAGUGCCAUGGGCUCAGUUACCAAGUUCAAUCCUGAGUCUGAAGAAGUUGUAACAGAAGAUCUGAAUUCCGACGUCAAUGUCGUAUAUGGUCUUGAAGAAUCAACAGGCGAAAUCCUCUACAACCAGGAAUUUGACGACGCUCUCGAGUCAUUUUCACAGCUUCUGCAUCUAAAAUCACACAAGAUUGGGAAGGCUGACAUCAAGAUCUCAUCGCAUUCCAAGGGCAUUGUUGGAGCUGACAAACGUAAAUACAUCCUGGAUCUUGCCAACUCUCAUCCUCUUGAUGUGAACUUCGUCAGAAAAUUUUACGACGGAGUUGAGGAGAACGAACGGUACCCGCACAGACAAGCAUUGAUUAGAAAUGAUCUUGUUGAUAAAUGGUGGGCUAACAAAAUCGAGACGGCCGGUAUAAGUUUUGAAAAGGCCUUCGAAGAAAAGAUGUUCGCUUUUAACACUGAUGCUUACGUUGUUGAGGGUAUCGAAGACCCCUUGGUUGAGGAAAUAUCCAAUUAUCUGACAAACGAAGUCAUCACAGAGGUGGUGAAGGAAUAUGCCUCAGGAAGCACUUCUGCUCCGUAUGAUGGUGAUCAUUUGACAGAUUCUCUGCACAAGAAUGGUAUCAAUAUGCGUUACCUAGGCCAUGUGGUUGAACUGGCAGAAAAAGAGCUAAAGGAACAAGAAAAUAAGCACAAAGCUAAGCUAGCAGAGGUAGAAGCCGGAAAUCAAGAGUAUGAGAAUUGGGAGAAGGAAUAUUUGGUCAAGAUCGAAGGCCUUAUCAAAGAAAGACAAGCCAAAAUCAACAAGCUAGUAGGAGAAGGAAAGGACAUUCCUGAAGAACUGAAGGGUGAUUUGAAGCUAGAUGACAGCGAGAUAAGAAAGCCCACAAAGAGCGAACCAGUUGUAGUCAAUCGCGACCAUUUGUUGUGCUUGAUCAGCGUGGGUCACUUGGAAAUCGCCGCCCGUUCCUUAAAGCACGUUUUCCGUGAUUUUGCCAGAGACCUUCCUGUUUCGGUGAUUUCUAGCCUUGUCGCCUACUUUUUCAACCUGCUCUUUGGAAGUCGAUACGAAGAAGCACCUCUACCAGAAAUCUUGGAUGAAUUUUAUUCUCAAACCGAGUUUUCGUUUUCGAAAAUCACUCGCGCUCAAUUGUUUGAAGCUGCCAAGGAGCAGGCACGUAAAAGAUUUCGUUUUGAUCUCUCCGACCAAAUUUUGGAAGAUCUGUGCCAGCAGUCGUUUUCUUUGAUGAGAGCGGUUUCCAAGAAAUUUGGUGUCCAGUGGGUGAACAGAGAUUAUUUCUUCACGAUGGAAGACUUUGAGAACUUCAAACAAACACAAGACAAAAAGAUCAGAAGCAAGCUUACCGCUCCCAAGUACACCUUUUCUCCUACUGACUUGGCAGUCAUUCCUGUUGUGAAAGACGGCCAAUACCAGUCCUUGUCAGGGGAUAACUUCUGGACGCAAGGUUCAACCUUGCUGAACGAAAGACAGGAAGACGCGCUUGUUCUUUUGAAUCAAGCUUUGACCAUUAAGGAAGAGGUCAACGGUAUUGUGCACCCUUCGGUUGCCGAAUCCUACAUGGCAAUUUCCACAAUCUAUCACACUCUGAACAAGCUACCAGAUGCCGUUUCUUUUUGUCGGAAAGCUUGCAUCAUCUAUGAGAGGACAAAGGGUACGGACUCUUUUGAACUUGUGAGAUGUUUGACCAAUCUGGCCAUUCUAGAAGUCAGCAACAAGAGUCCUUACAACGGUGCUUGUGUUUUGAAUCGGGUGGUGAGCACAGUGAACGCCUUAAAUUUAACUGUGCAUCCAGCCAUCAUUAACGCUUACACAAUGUUGCAACAGGCUUCUUUAGCUUCCAAGAACGCUCCUUUGGCAAUCGAAGUCAUGAAGAAACUUUCGACCACUAUACUAAAAAUUGAAGACGGUCACCAUUCGAUUGCAUAUGGAUACAACCAAUCUCGUAUCGGUGAUCUUUGUGUGACUUUGAAGGAUUACACUAGUUCUCUAAAAGCCAUUUCGGACGCAGAAGCGGUUUUCACCAGAGAGCUUGGUUUGAAUGAUGAAACCACAGCUCAGUGCAAGCAAUGGGUGACAGGUUUGCGUAAUGUUCUUCAACACCAAAAGCAGCAGCAAAACCUGUCCCAGACACAAAGUGCUGUCAAUUCGGGACCAACUCCUGCCACUACCAGAAAGGUUAAGGCUCCAAAGGCAGUCAAGAAAGAUGAAAAGCCAAACCUAGAGUUGGUCAAUAAGUCUGUCGAUGAACUUUUGAACUAUAUCGAAGGUGACUCUGCCAAAAAGUCGAAAGGAGGGAAGAAGAAGAACAAAAAAUGA